AAACUUUCCUCUACAUACCCAGUAGUAUAUGUUUGUGUAAUAUCUCAGUUUUUUUAUUGUUUAUAUUCCAGUGCAAAGAUUUAGGUAAAAUUAACUUGGAAAAAAAAAGACUAUGUCUUUGAUGAUUGAUGUGAUAAUUCGGUUUCCCUUUUUUUCCUUUAAUUGAAUGUCAGUUAAAAUUUGCAGCAAUAUGGCCGUAAAUUAAAAUAAUCUCUAAUUUUGUUGCUUUGUUGCCUGGCAUUUUCUUGUAGUCUAUGCCAGUGUCUGUGCUUUUGUUUUUCUUAAUCUAAAUCUUCUUUUCUGUGUUAUAAAUGUUGAAAAAAUUAUCGGAUAUUACUAAUGUGAUAUUUUCUCAAACUGUUGGGGUUUUUCCAUAUUGGAUCAGCAUUGAGGUUUGUGGGGUACGAACUAGGUUUGGUUGUUAAGGGCUUCCUUGCAAGGAUUGGUUUUGGACUAUUGAGCUGAUCAUUGUUUGUGGACUGGCAGCAGCACAGCCGUGUAAAUAGAGGAAUUUUAUGUUCUGUUUCUUCUUCUUCUUCUUCUUCUUCUUUUUUUUUUUUUCUUUUUCUUCCCCUAGCAGGCGAGGGUUGGAAUUUAGGGAGCAGGAUAGGGGAAGGGGGAUUUGACCCAGAACCUCUAGAUCCUGGGUCCUCAGCAUCUGUUUUGUUUGAGAAAGUCCGGACUUUUGGGAAUGUUAUGUUCGUUUGAGCUACUUUGAAUUACAUAAAUGCUAAACUGAAAUUAUUGAUUAUCUGGUGGCCAUAGUGUCGUUUUUCAUCUGGCUGUUGUGGUCAGUUCACUUUUUUGGUUUCUGUUAUUCAUUAUUGACUCCAAGUAUGCUUGAUUUCUGCUUUUCUAACCUUGGGUUAUCUGUGGUGAGGUUGUGAUCUCACCAUACAGCACCUCUUGUUUGCUAAUUUCAUAAUGCUUACAAGGUUGUGGAGGAGCUCGUUUUGGUAUUAUAUCCACUGGCAGGGUGGGGAUUUGAGAUACUGCCAGAAGUGUGCCCUCCAUAAACCUCCACGUGCACAUCAUUGCCGUGUAUGUAACCGAUGUGUGUUGCGAAUGGUAUGCCUGGUCUAUUUACUCUUUAUGCCUUUUCUUGAAUGUCCUGGAUAUUGCCUUAAAGUGCUACCUCUUGAAUUUAAGGAUCACCAUUGCGUGUGGUUGAAUAAUUGUGUCGGCCAUGCGAACUAUAAGACUUUUUUCAUCUUCAUCGUUUACGCCGUUGUUUCAUGCAUAUACUCCCUGGUUUUGCUUUGCGGUAGCCUAACUGUUGAUUCUAUGACAGAUGAUGAGCAAAAUGAAGGCUUUUUUAGAGCUGCAUAUGUCAUUUCAGGGCUCCUGCUGGUGCCAUUGACUCUUGCGCUGACCAUCUUUAUGUUUUGGCAUGUUUAUCUUAUUCUGCAAAACAAGACCACAAUAGAGUACCAUGAAGGUGUGAGAGCUAUGUGGCUUGCUGAAAAAGGAGGUUAUCUGUAUUCACAUCCAUAUGAUCUUGGUGCUUAUGAGAAUAUGAUAUCAGUUUUAGGUCCAAAUAUCUUUUGCUGGGUAUGUCCCACCUCAGAGCAGAUUGGUUCUGGCCUUCGUUUCCGCACGGGAGUUGAUAAGUUAGCAGGGACAUCAUUUUAGGCGUAUGUAGAGCUUGGAGUUUCAAUGAUUUUGUGCUGCUGGUAGUAUUGGAGGAAAGGCAGCAGGUCCUAUAUCAUUCGUUGAUGAUAAUCAAAUUCUGGUGUCCGCGAGCUUUCUUUUUGGGAAUACAACCAUUAAAAAAGAGUUUGUCUUGUGUAGCUCCUCAAACUCCACGUUGUUGCGGAAGUAGUCAAAGUUGACUGAUUUCUGAAGCAGUCAGAUGUAAAAUAGGACCCUCAUUCUUCUUAUGACCCUUUUUUUCCAAAAGUACAGUCCUCAUACAAUCAUGUACAAAUGACAGAGUUCCAGGCUAACUCACAGCAACUUCAAGUAGAAGAGAUAGGCCAAAAAUUGUAACUUAAAGAUGUUGUAAUGUUGUGACUCUCAGGAAGUGUAUGAACCAUAAUUGAUGUUUUGAUUGAAUUUGUAGCAAAAUUUAGGUCCGGCUGUGAAAUGGGAGAGGUU
Messenger RNA from Coffea arabica (coffee), 2097 nucleotides. Its product is annotated as probable protein S-acyltransferase 16. The record is from RefSeq and is a predicted model, not a curated record. NCBI's taxonomy places the organism in Eukaryota, Viridiplantae, Streptophyta, Magnoliopsida, Gentianales, Rubiaceae. Gene Ontology annotation, molecular function: palmitoyltransferase activity.